Menidia menidia (Atlantic silverside) is the source of this 2228-nucleotide messenger RNA. The record is from the annotation of a GenBank genome assembly. NCBI's taxonomy places the organism in Eukaryota, Metazoa, Chordata, Actinopteri, Atheriniformes, Atherinopsidae.
GCUGACGUCACGUCAUGAUGCCACGUGAUCAACAUUGCCGGGGUCAUAUGAUCGUUUUAUUACGUCUUCCCGUUUACCCUCAGCUCUCUCCGAACGAGCGGCGAAUAUGGCGGAUUAUGAGGAGCGGCGGAGCCUGUUAGGGGAGGAGGACGAGGGCUCGUUCGCCGGCCGGCAGCCACCCAGAGGGGCCGGCAAACAGAUGCCCGCCAUAUGCGACCCCAGCCACCUACUGCACCGGGUGGUUGUCCUGGUUUUCAUGUGCUUCCUGGGAUUCGGAAGUUACUUCUGUUAUGACAAUCCGGCUGCACUUCAAACUCAAGUCCUCCAGGACCUGAACCUGAACACAGCAAAGUUCAUGCAGCUGUAUGCCUGGUACUCCUGGCCCAAUGUGGUCCUCUGCUUCUUUGGAGGGUUUCUACUUGACAGGGUCUUUGGCAUCAGGCUGGGAACCAUCAUCUUUUCCCUCUUUGUCUGUGUUGGACAGGUAAUAUUUGCUACUGGAGCUCUGCUGAAUCGCUUCUGGCUGAUGGAAGUUGGACGCUUUGUAUUUGGUAUCGGAGGGGAAUCAUUGGCUGUGGCCCAGAACACAUAUGCAGUCAACUGGUUCAAAGGCAAGGAGCUCAAUCUGGUGUUUGGCCUUCAGCUGAGCAUGGCUCGACUGGGGAGCACAGUGAACAUGAACAUCAUGGGCUGGGUGUAUAGCCAGGUUGCACUUAUGGUUGGAUCCACUGGAUACACUGCACUUGGCGGAUCACUCAUGAUAGCUGGUGUAACCUGUCUCUUCUCACUGAUCUGUGCUCUGGUGCUGGGAUUCCUUGAUAAGAGAGCAGAAAGGAUUCUAAACAAAGAGCAAGGGAACACAGGUGAGGUGAUUAAGCUGACUGACGUGAAAGAUUUCCCCUUCACCCUGUGGCUCAUCUUCAUCAUUUGUGUGGGUUACUAUGUCGCCAUUUUCCCCUUUAUUGGACUGGGACAGGUGUUCUUCAUUGAAAAAUUCAACUUCUCCCCAGCUGAAGCAAGAGCUGUAAACAGUAUUGUUUACAUCAUCUCAGCACCUGCAUCUCCGAUUCUGGGCUUUAUGGUUGAUAAAACGGGGAGGAACGUGGUUUGGGUGAUAGUUGCUGUGGUUGCAACACUCGCCGCUCAUAUGAUGCUCGCCUUCACCUUCUGGAACCCAUGGAUCGCUAUGUCCCUGCUCGGGGUCUCGUAUUCCUUACUUGCCUGUGCUCUUUGGCCCAUGGUGGCCUUUGUGGUACCUGAGCAUCAGCUGGGAACAGCCUAUGGCUUCAUGCAGUCCAUCCAGAACCUGGGACUAGCUCUCAUUGCCAUUGCAGCGGGGUCCAUUUUAGACAACAGAGGAUACCUGGUUUUGGAAGUGUUUUUCUGUGCCUGCAUUUGCAUUGCACUGAUGGCAGUGGUGAUGCUGUACUUUGUGGAUUAUCUCAAAGGUGGAGAUUUGAAUCGGUCUGCUGCAGCCAGGGCCAAACUCCAGAAAGAAAGCACUUCAGAUGCAGAGAUUAAAAGGCGGCCCAGUAAGCCGACAGAGGGUGAGCUUGCUAGGCUGGCACCCAUGUCUGCUUUCGGCCUGCGCAACCGCUAUCUCUCCAGGCUCGGAGCACAGCUUCCAGACCACUGCUCUACCCAUCUGUCAUCACUUGCCUACCGCAGUGUUCUGAAAUGAUGCCCGUCAUUCAACUGUCUGCCCCAGCAGUCGUGUACACUAAAUUUGGGACUGCAGGUUAAGAUGUGCACUAGAUUAAGAUGCUUCCAAAGUUUUGCUUUGUGACGGAAACUCUUGUUUUGUUUUAAACUUACACGGCUGGCUGUUCUUUGUAUUUUCACGUGACAGUUAUGGGUGCUUAUUUUAUGUCUGGGGAGUUGUUUCCCCCCUACAUUAAUUUUGUUCUGAGAUUUCCCCCACCAUUACCGCACAGUUUCUUCUAUUUAUUUAUUUUUUUCCAGUUCUUUGUAUUAUGUGAAAUGGUGUUCCAGGAACUGGAAGAGAUGCAGCUUUCUGCAAAUGACAGAGGGAGCCAGCUUCCUGACAGGCUUUCCACAUCUGGGCAAAGUAUUGCAGCUUUAUAUUAACUCGCAUCAGUGCCAGUAAUGCUAUCUUUGCCUAUUCUCAAUGUUUCUUAGGUUCAAAAGAUACCGGAGCAGUUUUGGUUGAGUGUUGUUCUUUGUGUCACCCACAUUUUUCUAAUAUUUUGAAUGUAUAUACAUUUCCA